This is a messenger RNA of Suillus fuscotomentosus, 2427 nucleotides long. RefSeq lists its product as uncharacterized. The transcript is spliced from 13 exons. The record is from RefSeq and is a predicted model, not a curated record. Lineage: Eukaryota; Fungi; Basidiomycota; Agaricomycetes; Boletales; Suillaceae. The coding region runs from base 1 to 2427 and encodes 808 amino acids.
AUGUCAUCUUAUCAAUAUGCAGAUCACCGCAAAAAGUCUCGCCAAUCUAACAAACCCAUGCCAGAUGAUAUUAAAGUGGAAUAUCACCCACACAGUAAGAUACCCUCGACCAUCCAUCGUUUUGUAGACUUUUCCCGUCACCAUUCUAUGGAAGAUUCUGUGCCUCGUAGCACUUCUCCGUGGGAACCUUUCCGAACACGACUGGACUUUGAGGUUGCAGAGAUAGCGCUUGAGGCAGCAAUGACAAAGGACCAAACCAACCGGCUCUUUAACCUCCUGCACCGCUCUGCAUGUGGUAAAGAGGCUUUCACAUUGCAAAGUCAUGAUGAAGUCCGUUCAUUUUGGGAGAUGGCUUCCGAACAGUUCACACCAUUUCAGAGCAGUGUAGUAUCUGUGAAAUACCGAAGUGAAGUUCAUGAUUUUAAUAUGUACUCCCAACCUCUUUGGGACUGGGCACUAGACCUGCUGCGAGACAGUCGCUUCGCGAAGCAUUUUCCCUGGACUGCCAACACAUUUUGGGAUGCUCAAUCGCGACUUCCACCAGAUGCUAAGCCACUCGCAUUCAUUCUUUAUGCCGAUAAAAAUAAGUUGUCAUCUUUUGGAACUCAAAAGGGCUAUCCAAUUAUAGCGCGAAUUGCAAAUUUGCCUGUUGAAAUCUGGAAUGGUGUUGGUGUGGCUGGUGGUCGAGUCGUGGGUUGGCUGCCAAUUGUCAAUGAAAAUCAAAAGGAUAGCGGAAAAGCAAGUUUUGUGAAUUUCAAGAAUGUGGUUUGGCAUGAGUCAUUUUUGCAGCUUAUAGAGUCGGUCAUACAGCAUUCGAAGACUGGUUAUUGGUUCGACUGUGGGGACCUGAUACGACGCCUUCUUUGGCCAAUAAUAUUGAUCCUCAGUGCUGACUAUGAGGAACAAUGUAUCAUGUCCUUAAUUUGUGGAUUGAAAGGCAAAUUCCCUUGUCCAGUUUGUCUGGUCCCCCAAGAUAUGCAGUCUAUCUACACAGAGGAACUAACACUACGCAUAAGUGCUGAGUCUCAACAAGUGCUGAAAACUGCAAGAUUGGCCAAGAUGAAAAAGGCCAGAGAGAAUCACCUAAAAGCAUUCUCGCUGCACAAUGUUGAAAACGUUUUUUGGAAAGUUCAUCAUUGUGAUAUCCAUCGUGCACUCUCAUGGGAUUGCAUGCAUGCCAACAAUGGCAGGUUAUGGAGCGACCAUUUGUGGGUGGAGCUUCAGUUUUGGAUCACGGAUCUAGGUCGAGAAGCAGCUGUUCAGAUUGAUUCAAACUUUGACGCUUUCCCAAGAUGGCCUGACUUGCAGCACUUCUCACAUGUGAUGAAAAUAGACUUUACUGAUAGCGCAACUCAUGAAGAUAUAUCAAAGUUGGUAGUAUUCGCAGUGCAGAACAUCCUUACACGGACUGAAAGCAAACUUGGCUACCUGCUCUUACGAUGCAUAUGUCGCUUUGUCAUGUUCGACAUGUAUGCAGCAUUGGAGGUUCACACAGAGGAUACCAUCGCAGCCGGAAGGGAAACUUUGUGUGAAUUCUUGACACUGCUGGAUGAAUACAUUACAAAAUCAGAGCCAGAAACUGGGAAGAAUUGGAAUUUUCCAAAAAAGCACUCAAAUGUGCAUGUGUUCGAUGACAUCCUAGCAAAAGGCGCCACUCGAAACUACAACACGAAGCCAAACGAAAGGAUGCAUGGCCCAUUACGUAUCAUUCGCUAUGACCAUUGGCUGCUGACAUCGACAUCUAUGUGUUCUGAGAUCGAUGACCUGGAUGAGUAUACACGCCAGCAAGUUGUUGACCCUGAGGCUGGUGAAGAGAUCGAAGAAGUUGCAACGCAUACAUAUUUGGGUGUGAGGCGAGGCAGUCAGUCUUUCUCUCAGAUCGAGCAGGAGCAUGCAGCAGAUACAGCCUUUUCCGGAUUUCGGAUCAGGCUGAACAGGUUCUUGAACGAGUUCCUGCCUCAAUUUGAAAUUCCCUUCCCAGAUGGGAGGCGUGUGCAUUUUCGACCUGAUGACCAGGUCACAGUAUUUCAAUACUUAUGGGUGAAUUACGAAUCUAUGGUCGACUGGCAUCUAAAACGAGAUCUCCUUCGAUGCAACCCAUCUUUCUUUGGAUCACCAAGGUAUGAUUGUGUCAUGGUGAAGGCCCAAGACCAGCCUCUUUUUGCGCAUCUCAUUUUCUUGUUUCGCUGCUCAAUCGGUGAGAUCGUCCUUUCUUUCGCCCUUAUUCAUCCCUAUGAUGUUGCCAUCGGUCAUCGCCAUAGGCAGGACAUAGAUUUGGGGCUGUAUCAUGUGCGAGCCAAACCUUGCGCAUCUCUGGAACUCAUUUCCAUCGAGUCCAUUAUUCGAGGUGCUGUGCUUGCCAGUGACCCUGCUACAGCUGGGGAUUAUUUCAUUGUAGACACCAUCGAUACCGACAUCUUCCUCUGA